UGGCCAGAUACAUGAGGCCUCCAAACACGUCUUUGUUUGUGCGGAACAUCUCCGAUGAUUCCAGAAAAUGUAAAAGCAUCCAGUUGUGGAACCGGCCACACAGAGUAACAAAGACCCGUGUAGAGUAGCUGUAAAGCCGUGUCACACAGAGGCCUUCAGGAUCAGAGGGAGGGAAAAGGUUGAAAAAAGAAAGUAAAGCAUGAAGAGGAAAAGGGAACGGAGACAAAGCUUGGAUAUGGCGACAAAGAAUGGGCAAAAGAAAAGAGGUUUAAAAGUCAAGCAGGACACCCGAGUCUCUCUGGGAGUCGAUUAAAGAGUGUAAAGGUCAAGAUGAAGUUCAAAAUCAAGCAAAGCAUAUUUGAGGAUGUGCGUGAUGCAGAGGAUGCUCUUCAUAGUCUGGACAGGAAGUGGGUUUGUGGCCGGCAGAUUGAAAUCCAGUUCGCCCAGGGCGACAGAAAGACACCAAAUCAGAUGAAGACAAAGGAGAGGCAUUCUCCGAGCAGAUCGUCCCGAUACGACGACUACGACCGAGAUGGCCGGCGCAGACGCUCGCGCAGCCGCAGCCACGACAGAUACAGAUCACGCAGUCAGUCAUACGACCGCCGUCGGAGGCGAUCUGAAAGUCCACGAGUGACUCUCGUGGUCGCGUGUAUGCAAGAGGAAGGAGCAGGAGUCGUGAGGAUGAAAGAUACAGACACAGACCUCGGAGAGAGUCCAGGGGCAGAUCUCGAUCACACUCCAGAUCUGCGUCGCCUCAAGAACCCGUCAACCCAGCUUCCACUUCCCAUUACACCGAGGAGGAAGUGCGACGCAAGCACUCCCCGUCCCGCUCCAGAUCCCGGUCGGCUUCAAGAUCACGUUCUCGUUCACGCUCUCGGUCCUGGGCUGGGCGCAAGUCAGGCGGGCGCUAGGAAGUAUCCGCCCCCCUCCCCACCUACCACCUCCCCACUAACCUUCCUUCUGUCAGAUGGACCGGAGUCGGUCAUUUGUCAAGAAAAUUCACGUUUGUUUGACAUGAAUGUAACGUCCACUGAACCGUGUGUAGAGAGGUUGUCUUUUGCGGCUCCAUUUUUGAGAACAAUGCUGGUCCUUUUGCUUGUUUUUAUAAGAUUUAUUUUGGUAACAUUUCCUGAUAGGAACGUGAUUCAGUCGGAGGUUUUUAUGUUCAGUGAUAGUCAGCCAGGAAUAAUCUGUUGUCGUUUUUAUAUACACUUUCUGAUCAUAUUGUCGCCUAAACCGUAUAUCCCCUUUUUUCUGCAAACAACAAAGAAGCUCAUUAAGUAUUUUAAAAGAACGCCAGUCUUUCAGUGAAUCAGAACAGUGUUUCAGUAUUUUUAGCACAUUAUAACAAGUUAACCUACUUUUUACAGAUGGAUCGGUUUCUUCAGUUUUUGUUUUUUAACUCUUCCGUGCAGCUACAGACAUCUGUUAAUUUGACAUUGUUGCUUAUUUAUAGGGCGUGAUAUGCACUGUGAUGAAUUAAAACCUCAAGUCAUAUAAAGUUAUUCUUAAUUGACCUCUAACUGCCUUGAAGUAAUGAAAAACAAAAACUGAAAAAGGUGUUUUUUGCAAUUGAAGGACACUAAAUGCACAAAAAUUCUCCCAACAACCCUUUUUAAGUGUUAAAAAUGUUGUCUGGCAGAAACUGAAAUGUUUGUCAACCUCCUAAUUUUGUGAUGUUUUCUUUACGUUUGCGCCCGUUCAAAGAACCGGUUCUAAUUGGAGGAGGGGGAGUUUGUCGUUGGUGCCGACUGUUAAUGUUUUUUUCCCCCGUCUGGAUGGUUCUUGUCGCAGCAUGUUUUAUCCUCCUAUCAUUAGUAGAAAGAAACUGUUAUUUUGAGUAAUAAAUGAAAAACAUUCAAUAUAAAAAAAAAAAACAGUGUGUGAUUUUACUUCAUAAACUGACCAAAGCUCUAUUGAUACAGCGUAGGAUCAAAUUUGACACAUACAGGUUAAAAGACCCCAAAUAAAAUUCUGUUAGCCUGCAAUCUGAUUAUUUUUUAGUGGACAAACUUAUUAAAGUUUAUUAAACUUAUUAAAAGAGAUUACAGUAAAAAUGACUGAAAGUUGCCCAAAAAUUUGAUGUUUAAAAAAGUACUUCUGAAAGUGUGCCUUUUAGUAAAAGUUGUAAUUGGGCAACUGCUGUCAAAAUAAGAAAACCAUAUAAAAUUUCAUCAAACGACCCACUGCAAUGUCAUCAUUUGACAUUCAAUGAUUCACACUUUGUUUUAAAUUUUUUUAACGUUGACACAUUUUUGACAAGAAUACAGCUUAGAAAUCGAUGUCCACCUCACAUUUCAUGACUAAGUAAAUUUGCAAAUUUUGUACCUUUUUAAAAAUGUAUAACAACCACUAAAGUCACCAAAAAUUCACUGAAAUCAAACAAUUUCCCUCAAAUCUUGCUUGGGCAGGUCGUUUGACACGUCAUGACAUCUCUUCUAUUUGCUAAAACUUGAUUACUUGUGUAUAUACAUUUACAAAAUUUAAAAUGUGUACUUUUUACGUUAGUCCAAUAAAACAUCCACAAUUUGCUUUUCAUGCUUUUGUUAGCCUGAAAUUUCAAGAUACCUCACAUUUUUGUACAUUAGAGCUUAGGCAGGUCAAAUUUGACUUGUCCUGGUGAAAUCCCUUCUAUUAGCUAAAAUUUGAUAACUUUUUCACAAAUGCAUUCAUGAAAUUUAAAAUGUGUACGAUUGAAAUUUUUUUUUUUUCAUCAAAGCUCUUCUGGGUCUAAUUUGACAGCAGUAAAACACCCUAAAUGUCCAUUUGUUAGCCUGAAAUGUCCCGACCAAAAAAUUCUUAAAUUAGUGCCACAAAUGUUUGUACAUUGACGUUGUUCUGGCUCAAAUUUGGCUUAAAUUCUCAUUUAAAAAGAUUUUAGAUCCAACACGUGGUGGUUUCAUGGGAAUUUUGGACCUUCAGAAUAUCAGCAUUAAAGGGUCAAAAGGACAGACUGAGUGAUUUUCCUGGUGCUUCACUCAGUGUUACAGUAUGAGCAGACUCACAGUUUGCAUGUCAAACAGACCAGCACGCUCUCAGUCGACCUGCCUCGUCCAUUGAUUUCCUUUUAAUGGAACAGUAGCUGCGAGGAAUAACUGAGAUUAGACUCGGGGUGAAGGUGCAUCCAUGUAUAAAAAUCGGACGUGUCACAUUGAUCAGAUGGAUGCCCCAUAUGAAAUUUGGAUGGCGACAUUUUUUUUACAUAAAACAUUGCAUUGAUAUAAAAAAAACAUAAGAAUUAUGAUUGUGUUUUGGAGUAGAAACAUUAAAAAUGAUGAUACGCUCACAUUGUUUUUCUCUAGCAUCAUCAGUACUUGAUGUAAAAUGAACCAGACCAUAAACUCAAAAUAUGAAUCCCACAAAGAUGUGUGUUCCACCAACUAAAGUUUGUAAAGUGUGUAAAACUUAAAAAGAACUUAAGUAGCAUGAACUCAACAGAUGUUGGGUAUGUCCACUGUGGGCUACUGUAGAAACAUGGUGGUCCAAAAUGGCCACUGAUAUAUUUAAAGGCUUGUUAUACGUAACGGUAACGGACAAAAACAAGAAUUUAUACAUUUGUACACAAAAUAAAGCAUUGCUAUUUUAUAUUAAAUCUCUGCCAAAUUAUAUAUAAGUUGACUAAAAAUUGUUAUACACUGGACCUUUAAACUUUUAAACCAUCAAAAAAGUGUGGGGUCCUUUAGGUUCAACCAGGAAUAAACAACAAAUGAUUGAAUGCAUUAGUUUCCGUUUCACCUCUAAUGACUGUGGCAGCUCUGCUCACUCACUCUGUUCAAACUGCUGCGAGGCAACGCAGCGUUUCCACUGUAUCGACGUGUGUGCUGUGUCUCUGGCUAUAAGUUGUGAACAACCAGAGGCUGGGGGGAUUCUUUGUGUUUGUCCGGUUUUCGGCAGAGACUGAAAAUCUCUGCCACUGUGAACAUUUUUACCCCCCUUUUUUUUCCACAAAAGGAAAAAUGAUACAUUUGUUUUUUGUGGGACUGACCUGAACGGCAUCGGCGCCAAAAAUGCCUUUACUGUUUCAUCUCAUAUCCGAAAUAAAAGGUGAGUUGACUCAUUUGAAAAUGAA
Solea senegalensis (Senegalese sole) is the source of this 4069-nucleotide messenger RNA. Its product is annotated as serine/arginine-rich splicing factor 10-like. The transcript is spliced from 6 exons. The record is from RefSeq and is a predicted model, not a curated record. Gene Ontology annotation, molecular function: RNA binding. Gene Ontology annotation, cellular component: cytoplasm; nuclear speck. Bases 331 to 1311 code for a protein of 326 amino acids. Gene Ontology annotation, biological process: mRNA splicing, via spliceosome. Lineage: Eukaryota; Metazoa; Chordata; Actinopteri; Pleuronectiformes; Soleidae.